Messenger RNA from Stereum hirsutum FP-91666 SS1, 2209 nucleotides. RefSeq lists its product as uncharacterized. Lineage: Eukaryota; Fungi; Basidiomycota; Agaricomycetes; Russulales; Stereaceae. Gene Ontology annotation, cellular component: nucleoplasm; cytoplasm. The coding region runs from base 88 to 1932 and encodes 614 amino acids. The transcript has 9 exons. The record is from RefSeq and is a predicted model, not a curated record.
CUCAUCCCCACACUACUUGGUCAUUCCCAGCAUCCAUCGCACCGCCGAGAGUCUUGACCACACCCCGGAGUAGUUGUCGUUGUACCAAUGGCGUCCAGAACUAGCGCCAUGGGCUUUACGACAUGUCUCCUGUUCCUUCUUCAGGCGCUUGCCCCGUCGUAUGCCUACAUUCCCGCGAAGGCUACGAACGAUACAAGUGUUGCAACUACAAAUGUAUCUACGUUGUUUUUGCAGUGGUUUGGAAACGGAGAGGAUCAACAUGAUGUCUCAUAUCAGCUUGUGGGAUCAGGGAGUAAUGGUAUCAGCAAGGGAGCUCUUGUCCAUUUCUCUGAGGAUGUAGUCACAAAUGACACGACCAAUACCCCGUGGAUCGCCCUGGUUCAAUGCGACGCAAACGCAACUCAAGCCUCUCAGGAAGACGACAUCUUCACGCUAGCGAGAGAUCGAGGGGCUGUUGGAGCUCUACUGUUCUCCGAGUGGUCAGAGGCUUGCAGCAUCAACGCAGAAUAUGCCGACCCUGCCAAUUUCGACCAAGUGAUGGACAUAUUCUCAACUCAGUCUCUGUCGUCUUGGAGAACGAUUGAAGGCACAUUCGAAGCUAUCAAUGCCACUGAGUUCGGGAUCUACAACGCACAGAGGCUGAACGACUCGCGAACCCAGAUCGGUGCGGACAUCACCGCGGGAUUCGUUACUUCGCCGGGAUACAUCAUGGGGACACUCGCUGCAUAUAAUGCUACGGGCGAUCCAGGUAUUGAGGUGAAUGGGACGUCAACGCAGAAUACGAACAACAGCAGUAGCGGCAGUGGAUCGAGUAGGACGACCACGGCGAUGAUUAUCCUGUAUGCUAUCACGGGAUUCGUCUCCGCCAUGUUCUGUGCGGUCAUCAUUACUGGGGCUGUCCGCGCAAUUCGCCACCCCGAGCGUUACAGAAUGGCGACUGCGGACGUCACAGGUGGACCAGGGUACAGUGGACAGGGUCGUGGUGGCGCCCUCACUCGCGCGAUCUUGGAUACGUUCCCUGUCGUCAAAUGGGGCCGGACGCCACAUGACAGCGAAGCUCGACCACCAAAGGAUAUAGAAUCUGGCGUGGAUAGCAAGCAUGACCUUGAGAUGCUGGAACUGGAUGAUAGAGGGUCUGUCAUCUCGAAGGAAGGGGAGGAGGUCGUCCACCAUGACGCACAUUCUCAACCUGCUGAAGGAUCGGAGUCACUCUCGAACGACGAGCAUACUGCUAUCGCCACGGGCGCCAUCCUGCACGACGAUACAGAACGCUCGGCUGACGAAGAAGCAACGGACGGUGCUGCAUCCUCCGCGAUACCUGCUGCUCGUCCUCGUCCACGAAUCUCUACAAGAGACGCUGCACACGCCCAGUCUCAAGCCACUUCUGGUUCCUCAAGGCAAGCCUCUACAGUAGACCCAGUCAUGCCAGCCGCAAUCGGCAACGAAACUUGCCCCAUUUGCAUUGUCGAUUUCGAAGAAGGCGAUGAUCUGAGGGUGCUGCCCUGUGAAGGGAAGCACAAGUUCCACCAGGCGUGUGUCGACCCGUGGUUGCUUGAGCUCUCGACUUCGUGUCCGAUUUGUCGACAUGACUUCCAAACAUUGAUGACGAUGCUCUCCGGCGAUGAAGACGCGCCCCUUGAACCUCCGUCAACGAUGCAUUACCGAGACAGCGCACCAGUAAUCAUACCACGCUCGCCCAUGUCAGCAUCAGCAUCCCUACCCCACACACCAUCUCACCCGAACUCGCCGAACCGAUUCUCGAAAUACCUGAAACUUGCACGCAGACGGCACAGGAGGAAUGCGGCGGCGAACGCCAAUGCUGCUGCACCACCAGUACCAACACGGCCGCAGAACUCCAACUCGCGGGACAGUUCAGCGGGUGGUGCGAUGGCCGCGGACCCACUGCCCAUUAUGCCUGAGCUGGCGCUGUGAUAUUGUGGUUAUUUUGCUUCCAGGCUUCUUUACUUAUCUAACGAUUCCCCAUGCUUUCCCUUUUGCUGUGCUCUCUUCACCGUGUAGGUUCUGAGUGGCGCGUUGGCGUGGCGUGUAUCAACAUGUUAUUGACCUGUAUUGUGUUUUUCUGCGAGCUGGCUGUUGACUGAUUAUCGGACAAUGUCUGUCGGCGAAGGCUUUCGAUAUACGUUUUUGCUUCUGGUGUUUCUGUAGUAUAACUGUAACAUUAUGAUUCAUCCACUACCGGGUUCUGACC